AAAAACUGCGCGAGUCAUGCCAGUCAUUUCCCAUUCAAACGCUAAUUUAAAGUACUUACGUUAAGUAGAUUGUUAUCAGUGAAGUUUGCUCCUUACUUGUACUCACUAUCCCCUGAAGUGUACAAUAGAUAAGAUAACUAAACUGGAAUCUGUUUCAGAUAGAAAAUUACCAUUAUUACGCGAGCUUCUGUACUAACGUGCGCCGAGUGCAACUAUUUGAAGUAUGGCAAAAACACUUACAAGGGCGGAAAUUAAAAACAAAAAGGAUGGUUCGUGGAUUAUUAUACACAAUAGCGUUUACGAUGUCACGGAAUUUUUAAAUGAACACCCCGGCGGAGAGGAGGUUUUGAUCGACCAAGCGGGCGGCGAGGCGACCGAGAAUUUUGAAGAUGUUGGCCAUUCGACGGACGCGAGGGAGUUAAUGAAGAAGUACAAAAUUGGGGAAUUAGUCGCAUCGGAGCACACACACAUCGAUCAAAAGGGUGAAGAUUGGCUGUCGAACACUUCUGAUAAGGACACAUCAGCAAGUUCGCAAAAAAUGUUAAUUAUUCCUAUUAUUAUAGCAUUAUUAGCGAUCUUCUUGUAUUAUUACUACUUUUAGAUUAGGAAAUUUAACUUUAUUCAAUCCGUAUUAUUACUUAAACGCGAAUCUAGCUCUAUUAUAGCAAUUAUUGUAAAUUGACUAACACACUCUCAACAAUUGAAAUAGAUAAGGUUCGCCAAUCA
This is a messenger RNA of Photinus pyralis (common eastern firefly), 726 nucleotides long. RefSeq names its product cytochrome b5-like. The transcript has a single exon. Bases 224 to 601 code for a protein of 125 amino acids. Gene Ontology annotation, cellular component: membrane; intracellular membrane-bounded organelle. NCBI's taxonomy places the organism in Eukaryota, Metazoa, Arthropoda, Insecta, Coleoptera, Lampyridae. The record is from RefSeq and is a predicted model, not a curated record. Gene Ontology annotation, molecular function: heme binding.